Molecule: messenger RNA, 1188 nt
Organism: Colletotrichum gloeosporioides
Lineage: Eukaryota; Fungi; Ascomycota; Sordariomycetes; Glomerellales; Glomerellaceae
Exons: 4
Coding region: 1-1188 (395 amino acids)
Molecular function (GO): protein binding
Source: RefSeq, a predicted model, not a curated record
AUGUCUUUCUUCAAGAAGCUCACCAAGGAGUUCGAGGAGCUCAAGACCUCCUUCUCCGACGACAAGCCCGCCGCCCAGCAGCAACAGCAGCAGCAGCAGCAGCAACCUCCCCAAGAGCAGACUGGUAAGUCGCACUCGUGUCACCCAGCCCUUCCCGCCUUCCCUGCAAGAGGGACGUCCCAAUAUCUCCCAAGCCGUCCUAUUUCUUGUCCUCCUCUCGUCCUCCUCGCUACCAUUGACAUUCACUACCUGCUCGUCACCUACAAAACACCCCAUUUGAUCUACGGUGAUCACCCGCAGCAGCAGCAGCAAUACGGCGCUCCUCCCUCCAACUACCCUUACCCCUCGCAGGCACAGCCUCAACCCGGUUACGGCAGCCAGCCCAGUUACGGCCAACCCACCCCUCCGGCUGCCCAGUCCGCGCCCCCGAUGGCCGCUCCUUCUGUCUCCCAGGGCUGGCUCUGCCAGUGGGACUCCAACUACCAGAGAUGGUUCUACGUUGACCAGAGCUCCGGUCGCUCCCAGUGGGAGCACCCGUCUCCCCCCACCGGCCCGGUCGGCACCCCCAGCUACGGCGCCCCCCCUCCCGUCCCCCCCUCCGACACUAGAGCUUUCGGAGACCAGGGUCACGGCGGCUACGGCUCCCCCGCACCUCCCCAGCAGUAUGGCGGCGCUCCCUACGGUGGAGCUCCCGGCUACGGCCAGCAGCCUCAGUACGGCCAGCCUCAGUACGGUCAACCCCAGUACGGCGGCGCUCCUUACGGCCAGCCCCAGGGCCAGAACCCGUACGGCGAGACCAAGGACAAGGAGAAGAAGAGCAGCAGCAGCGGCAUGCUCCUCGGUGCUGCCGGCGGUCUCGCCGUUGGUGCUGUUGGUGGCGCGUUGAUCGCUAAUGCCCUUGACGACUCUGACGAUGAGCACAAGGCCGCCGCUCAACAGCAGCAGCAGUACGGCGGCUACCAGGACAACUCUUACAACGACGCUCCCCCCGCCGUCCUGCCUCCCACCGACAACGACGGCGACUCCAUCUCUUCCAGCGAUCGCGAGGACGUCCAGGAGGCCCGCGAGGAGUACGAGGAGGCUCUCGCCGCUGCCCACGACUCUGACGCCAGCAGCAGCGACCACGAGCGCCUCGAGGAGGCCAGAGAGGAGUACGAGGAGACGUACGAAGAGGUGUACGAGGACUAA